Sander lucioperca (pikeperch) is the source of this 2573-nucleotide messenger RNA. It is a transcript of the gene brf1b, whose product is annotated as BRF1 RNA polymerase III transcription initiation factor subunit b. Gene Ontology annotation, biological process: DNA-templated transcription initiation; transcription by RNA polymerase III; transcription preinitiation complex assembly. The record is from RefSeq and is a predicted model, not a curated record. The transcript is spliced from 19 exons. Gene Ontology annotation, molecular function: RNA polymerase III general transcription initiation factor activity; RNA polymerase III type 3 promoter sequence-specific DNA binding; TBP-class protein binding. Bases 278 to 2398 code for a protein of 706 amino acids. Gene Ontology annotation, cellular component: nucleus; transcription preinitiation complex; transcription factor TFIIIB complex. Lineage: Eukaryota; Metazoa; Chordata; Actinopteri; Perciformes; Percidae.
AGUGACGUCAGCGCGCUGCGUCGCAGGAAGAAAACAAACCCGUCGGUGAAGACAAACCAGCAGCCAAACACUGACCCGUUUCUGUGAUCAAUGGUCGGUUAUUUAAACAAUAAACCGGUAUAAUAACCGGUCACAUGUCGGUCCGACCGCAGAACAACAUGGAUUCACCCGGACAUUAAACCUGGAGACACCAACGGCUCCACUGUGUUUCUAACCGCCAAAACUAACGGGUCUCCGUUGUUCUCUACUGACGGCUGCGUGACCUCUGACCCCCACCAUGAGCUCCCGAGUGUGCAGGACGUGCGGGGGGGCAGACAUCGACGUGGACCAGGCUCGGGGCAGCGCCGUGUGCACCGGCUGUGGCUCGGUUCUGGAGGACAACAUCAUCGUCUCCGAGGUCCAGUUCGUGGAGGGAAGCGGAGGAGUUUCAUCUGCUGUGGGGCAGUUCGUCUCCGCCGACGGUCCAGUUAAAGCUCCUCUUCUUGGUUCUGGGUUUCAUACCAGCGUUGGGAAAGAGUCCCGGGCCCAGACACUGCAGGGGGGGAAGCGUCAGAUUCAGCAUCUGGGCUCCCAGCUGCAGCUGAAUCAACAUUGUCUCGACACGGCCUUCAACUUCUUCAAGAUGGUCGUCAGCAAACACCUGACGCGCGGACGCAAGACAGAGCACGUCAUCGCCGCCUGCCUCUACCUGGUGUGCCGCACCGAGGGGACGCCCCACAUGUUGCUGGACCUGAGCGACCUGCUGCAGGUGAACGUUUACAUCCUGGGAAAAACCUUCCUGCUGUUGGCUCGAGAGCUCUGCAUCAACGCUCCCGCCAUCGACCCGUGCCUGUACAUCCCUCGGUUCGCCCACAUGUUGGAGUUCGGCGUGAAGACUCACGAGGUUUCCAUGACGGCUCUUCGUCUGGUGCAGAGGAUGAAGAGGGACUGGAUGCACACGGGACGCCGGCCCUCAGGCCUCUGUGGAGCAGCUCUGCUGGUCGCCGCUCGGAUGCACAAAUUUCGGCGGACGGUGAAAGACGUGAUCAGCGUGGUGAAGGUCUGCCAGACCACUCUGAGGAAGAGACUAACGGAGUUUGAGGACACGCCCACCAGUCAGCUGACCAUCGAUGAGUUUAUGAAGGUGGAUCUGGAGCAGGAGUGUGACCCGCCGUCCUUCACCGCCGCGCAGCACAAAGUCAAGAUGCAGCAGCUGGAACAUGAACUGGCCAGGAAACUGGACGAAGUCGAGGGAGAGAUCAGCUGCUACAAAGACGAGAUCGAGACGGAGCUGGAGAAGAGCCGACCGAAGCUCAGAGGAAUCUACGCCGCCUACGCCAAAGAAAUCGACCCCGAGGGCGUGGAGGUUGCGUCCUCGCCGUCUGAACCCGAGGCGGCGCCAGAGGGCGAAGAGGACGAGCUGCGAGCCGCCGCCGAUCACCUGACGCAGAACUUCCUGUGUCAGGUGAUCCAGGAGGAGGAGGGGCGGGGCCAGAAGAUGCAGGUGGGGUUAGAGAUGGAGGGGGCGGGACCAGAGAGGGAGGAGGCGGGGCUAGACGUGGACGGGCCGGGCCCUCAGCGCCAGACGGCCCCGCUCGCCGACAUCCUGGGGAAACUGCCGGCUGCCGCCAGUCUCCAACAAACCUUCCAGACCUUCAGCGAGACCGGAGAGAAACCAGACGACGAGCAGUCAGAGAGCGGCGAGCUGGACCUGAUGGGGAUCGACGACCACGAGAUAGAAAAGUACAUCCUGAACGAGCGGGAGGUUGAGGUGAAGACAGAGCUGUGGAUGAAACAGAACGAGGAGUACCUGAAAGAGCAGAAAGAGAAAGAAGAGAGGAUACAGAAAGAGAAAGAACAGGGGACGUACAAAGAGAAGCCGAAGAAGAAGAAGAAGAAAGCGCAGGUGGCGGCGCUGACGGCUGGCGAGGCGAUCGAGAGGAUGUUGGAGAAGAAAAAGAUCUCCAGUAAGAUCAACUACGACGUCCUGCGAGACCUGAACAGCCGCGGGACAGGAAGUGGGGGGGGCAGCAGUCCCAGCAGAUCCGACGCCGACCCCCCCGCUGCCGCUGCCGCCGCGGGGAAACGCCUCAACCGGCGGCGGCGCAGGAAGAACAGCGACGCUAACCAAGACCUCGCCGCUAACGCUAGCAUCAUGGGGAAGAGGGUGCGCCUCCUCCUGUCCUCCACGUCUAAGAAGAAGAGAACAGCGCUCCAGGCAGAAAACCCCGUCACCAUGGCAGCAGCUGAAGUGACCUCUUACCCUGAACCCGACACGGCCCCCUCCCCCCCGCCUGCCGCCGUGGCGGAGGCGGAGGAAGAGGAGGAGGAAGAGGAAGUCGUGGUGGAGGAGGAGGAGUGCGUCAGCGCUCUGCAGCUCGUUGGAGAUUACGGCUGUGAGGAGGAGGAAGUCUUCUAGCUGCUGACCUUUGACCUCCAGUGACCAAACUCUCCGUCCAAUCAGAAUGCUCCAGAGAGCCAGACCUGUGAUCUAUUUAAACUGUCGUCGAUGAACUGAACGAGAUUUUAAACGUGUUCAUAUUGUAAAAAGUGUAUUUUUGUAAACUGUGUGUAGAUGUUUGUUUGUUUUCUUA